Molecule: messenger RNA, 3735 nt
Organism: Thermothelomyces thermophilus ATCC 42464
Lineage: Eukaryota; Fungi; Ascomycota; Sordariomycetes; Sordariales; Chaetomiaceae
Exons: 8
Coding region: 1-3735 (1244 amino acids)
Molecular function (GO): acyltransferase activity, transferring groups other than amino-acyl groups
Source: RefSeq, a predicted model, not a curated record
AUGAAGUCGAAACGCGUUUUCCGGGUCCGCGAAGCGACACCUGCCGAUCUCGAAGCGAUUAUAGACGUUUACUUUUCAGCCUUCGAAGAUAAUGUCAUGAAUCAGCUGAUGUACCCACGGGGGGUCACACCUACCUGUAGGAACAAGUUUGGCUCAAGAAUUCUCCCACAACGCCCCGCCGAUAACGAUGUCAAGCACGCUGGGGGAAAGACAGAAACCUUGGUCUGUGUUGCCGAAACCUUCCCAGAUAGCGAAUUAACUGAUGGCGCGGGAGAUAUCGUCGCAUUCGCUAAGUGGCAGCUGCAGCGUGAACCACUCUCUGAAGAAGAGUGGAAAAGCGAGGAAUUCAAAGCGACGACUGAAGUAUGGGGCGAAGACUGCGAUCUUUCUGUUGUGGACGCCUUCAUAGGCGGGAUGAAGCGGGUUCAGCGGGACAAUGCCAAAGGAGAAGCGGCCCUCUAUCUUAGUCUCCUUGCCUGCACUCCUGCUUUCCAACGCCGUGGGGCUGGGUCGGCUCUUGUGGAGUGGGGUGUCAACAUUGCCGACCACCUUGGGCUUCCAAGCCGGCUCGAGGCUUCUCCUGCCGGCUACGGUCUUUAUAAGAAGUUUGGCUACGAGGAUAUGGCUGUCUUCGACUUUCAGGUCACGAAGACUUGGGGCCGAGCCAAGCCGGCCGGCAGCGACUGGGGGGAGAACAAUGCCGUUGACCUCGCCGGCCCAGUCCCCACUGGAGCUCAGCGCAACGUGAUUAUGAGGCGACCACCGGGAACGGCUACGCAAACUGUGACCCCCAUCGACGAUUUCAUUGGCGACCGAGCCGCCGUUCGUUUGCGCCCCGUCACAACGCUAGGCAACAUGGCUGCCUCCGCAGCCCAAAAGGCAGCAACAGCCCCAGCAGAUCGCCAAACUCACCAGGAGCGUCGACCGUCUGGUACAAUCAACCUGAGCCGCUUGCCAAGUCGGUGCGAAAGCGGUCAUGGUCCCUCACACCGCAUCAUGGAUCCCGUCAGCGCUGCAGCUAACAUAAUAGCUAUUAUCCACGCCGCUAAUAAGGGAUGUCGUAAAGUCAUAUCAGAACUCGAGAGCCUUCUGCCGCCCGAAUCUCUGCUCGCCACGGACUCCAAGACAAAGGCCAUCUUGACUGCUUUGAGCUGGCUUACGAAGGAGUCUCGAGCGAAAACGCUUAUAGACGAGUUGCGGGAAUACAAGAUUACUAUAUCCUUAGCCCUGACUACCGACUCCUCUUUGGAUAUCAAAGAGACAAAGCAAAACACAGAGAAGAUCUUUGCAGCACUCAAUGAUGUACAAGAACGUCAGGUUUACAGCUGGCUAUACGGCACGGACCCAUCCGACAUUCAUGAAAGGUCCCGCAAAGUAUACGAACCUGGGACGGGGGAGUGGUUAUUCCGCUCUCCUGAGUGGGAGGAAUGGCUCAACGGGAAAUCCCGUUGUCUUUGGGUCCAUGGGAUUCCCGGCGCCGGCAAAACCGUCUUCGCUUCUCGCUUGAUAGAGGAGGUCAGGUGGCGCUGUGAUCUUCGCGGGCCAAGCUACGCCUGCGCAUACUAUUAUUGCUACUUUGGGCAUAGCCAGGACGAGACAGUACCAUUGCUCAGAUGGGUUCUGCUCGAGCUAUGCCGCAGAUUCGGCCGAGUCCCGGUGGCUGUCUUUGAUCUGUACAGACAUGGCGGCAACCCCACUGUUCGCGGCCUACUCCAAGCUCUUGAGCAGGCUGUCCAGGCAUUCGACAAGGUGUACAUCUUUAUUGACGCCGUGGACGAAAGUUUGGAAAGAGAAAAUCUGCUUAGAGUCUUGCAAAUCUUGGCCACUGAAACCCGGUUCGAGAACCUUCGUGUCUUAGUUACGAGCCGCGAGUACAUGGAUAUCGAAGACACUCUGCUGGCAAUAUCCACGCCUAUAUCGAUGAGAAAUUAUCUUGUCGACAAGGACAUCGCGCUCUACAUCCGAUCCAAACUUAACAGUCAUCCUCGAUUCCAGCGGUGGCCGGAACAGUCUCGGGAGCAGGCCUUCCAGGCAAUCAGAUCGAAAGCAAAUGGAAUGUUCCGAUGGGUGGUGUGUCAAAUCGAUGCACUACAACGCCUCAAACCAGAGAAGCGCAUCAUUGAAACUGCAUUAGCCAACCUACCCAGGAACCUGGAUGAGACCUACGAGCGCGUUUUUCUGCAAAUCCCCGAGGAGGCUCGUUCUUUUGUCCGACAUGUUUUCCAGUGGAUGAGUAGCCACUUGACCAUCCACCAAGCCAUUCCCGAUGUCCAGCCCAUACAAACUGUCAAUUUCUCCCCCAUCUACAUUCCGAUGUUGGCAAGUAUCUUGCUCGACAUCCUUUUCGCGGCGGUUAAAAAAAGUUUAUCCGCGGACGAAACGUGCGACCCCGAUUUCGUGGAUAGCUACGCGUUCGAUAAGGAUCUUCUUCGCGACUACUGUGGCUGCUUGGUUACGGUGACGAAACACCCUAUAAAAGAUCAUACCGCAGUUGUGGAGACUUGCACUGUGUCUUUUGCACACUACACAGUACUCGAAUUCCUAGAGUCGCCACGAAUACGCCGAGGGCCUUCCGCAGACUUUGCUCUCGACCGGCAACAAGUGUUAACCGAGCACAUCAAGACACUCAUUCUUGGAGCAGUCAAGUCUGCAGACCGAUGGAGCCAGGAUUGGCCUGAGAAACGUAGUCCCGAAUUCUACGGCGAUUUCGACCGGUAUUGCGUACAUUCAGCCGUCUUGCUGCUCCACUGGCAUGCCAAAGCACUACACUCCUUGCCGACACUGAGCUGGCUGCCUCCUGCAACACAGCUCCUGGAAACGCGCGUGCCAACCCCUCUGGGGAGCUAUUUCUGGUUCAACGAGAACGUUCUUAUGGAUCUGGAGAACCCGUUGGCGCCAUCCGUUGGCGCGUUCCGCGCAAUUCAGAAACUCAGAAUGCUCUCACCACCGCCCCAGCCGCAUCUUGAGAUGCUGGCACGCAUGCUCCAGAUGGAUGAGAGAGGCUACCUUGCUCGAUCGUUCCUAGCUAGUCUGGGACGGACCAGCGAUGACUUCGCAUGCCAAGUCGACCUGGAGUUUCAGCCCCGCGCGUGUUUCCUAUCAUCUCAAAUCCCCACGAGUCGGGAGGACUGGCAGAGUCAGAUGCUGAAGGUUGUCCGAUUCCGGGGUUCCAUGUUCGAAUUUUACGCCCAAUUGCCUACCAUUGGCUUGGCGCAUCAGGGGUUUUAUGAGAUGCUCGAUUUUGCCGCGGGCCAUUUCGAUCCAUCAACGAUUUUGCUAUUCGCCGUUGUAAACCACCAGCACAACGGUGAAGGCCCACAAUGCUGGGGCUGCCAUGUACUGACAAAACUGCUGCGACUCGGUGCCGAGGCAACGGCUCCAGGUUUCGCCGUCUGCGCGAUGCAGAUUGCAGCCACGCGCAGGGAUAUGGUAGCCAUGAGCCUCCUGCUCGAUGCAGGUUUUGAUCCGAACGAUGUCGGAGACCCUUGCGGCGAUGUCGGCAUACCUGAGAGAGGACCGAUGCUCGUUUGGUGUCGAAAUAUUCGGGGAAGGAGUCCUCUAAACAUUGUCAAGAAUUAUUCUUAUUUAACGAGGCAGAGUCUAAACACUUGGUAUGACGUGCAGGCUCAGAAUUCACGACCGGUGCCGCGUCAAGAACGGAAACCAAUCGAUGGAGAGGUCGCCGCUCUCCUCCUCCGACACGGCGGAAAGGAUUUCCAACUCUGCACAGAUUAG